Messenger RNA from Alternaria arbusti, 816 nucleotides. RefSeq lists its product as uncharacterized. The record is from RefSeq and is a predicted model, not a curated record. Bases 1 to 816 code for a protein of 271 amino acids. NCBI's taxonomy places the organism in Eukaryota, Fungi, Ascomycota, Dothideomycetes, Pleosporales, Pleosporaceae. The transcript has a single exon.
AUGGAUGAAGCAGACCAGUCACCGCCAAAACGGCACCCAGCCGUGGACCCCGGAGUCCAUUCAAGAGCGAGCGCGCUUCCCGCACAAUCAUCCAUGGAUCGCACAAAACACUUGGUUGACUUGAUGACGGACCGAGACGCCACCAAUCCGUAUUCCGAUGCCAUGGCCGCAUCACCACUUCAUGCCAUGGAAACUAAAGCCAACGAUCACACACCUCCAAACAGCAUGGAGAAGUACGAGACUAGUGGAGAUGCAGGCGCAGAUAUGGACGAAGGUACUUGGCACGAACGCGCACCGUGGGCUACACAACCAUCACCUAGCCCCAAUCCCCUCGCCGGCCUUUCCUACCCACCUGAUUUCCAUCCAGACUCAGCGCCGAUACGGGAAGCAGCGAACAGCUCUCCCUCGCCGACGCAUGCGGAGUCACCCCUACUACGUCCGCGCCGACUCUCUAUCCUCUUGAACAAGGCUAUAUCCUACUUCGGCAGCUGCAUAGGCAGCUAUUUCACAUCCGCGCCUGGCGUGAUCGAGUAUACUGGUGCGGAUAUCCUGCGAAAUACCCAGAUUGGCAUUGAGGCGGAAGAGAUCACAAUACCGGACAUGCCUGCAUUGAUCAGAGUCAUAGCCAUCGUUGCAGAUAGCUCUGGCGCAGGCAGAGACAAAGAUGAGAAAUACGAGGCAGUAGAAAGGCGUGUGGAGUUACGGGCAAAGCCUAAGCGAGUGAAAGAAAUUUUGAGAGGGGAGAGAUAUUAUGUUGCGGAAGACUUCUAUAGGAAGGAAAUUCAGCUCGCAUUUAAAGCUUUAGGAAAGUUGUGA